CCCCCGAGUCCGUUCUUUCCGAUAUAGCGAAACAAACUUGGCAUGGUAUUCGGUUUGCAUUCAACUUCGUUAUAAUUCAUUUCAUUUUGUCCUUAAUGGAAGGGGGGUGCGGUUGAUUGGAGGAUCCUUGCUUAUGUGAAUUGGGUAGCUGUUUGUUUAUGUUGCAAAGCUGUUGAAUCACAUGGGGAGGUUAACCUGCCAUCUUUUCCUCGCGGCAGCAAGAACGCCUGAUCGCAGGUUACCUGCUCAUGGCUCGUCACGCAAUCUUUCAGAGGUUGCGUGACGAGACAUAAGAACGUCCACGAAAACAGUAGCUAACAGUGGGUGGUGAAAACUCGGAAUUCCACCAAGACAAAACGACUUCUUUCUCCUACCUUAGGCUUGACCCAUGCUUGCUCAACAGAUCCUAUUUUGCGUGUCUUCCCAGGCGGGAUGAGAGAAAAUGCCAUAUGCUGUAGCGUAGAUAAUAAUGAUAAUAAAAACAUCGUUAAAGGAAGUAGCACAGUAUUCUUCAAGCAUACGUUACGAUUUAAGCCGUUGAUAAGACAAUCCACGAGAAGGCUAUCGCUCAAAAUGUUACAUGCAAUCGAAGAUUUGGCUCUGUUCUCGUAUACCGAUUCACAAGAACCGAUACAAAAGACCCAGCAAUGUUCAACAGCUAAACAGAGGUUCGUAAAGAAAGGAGUACAAUGGUUAUUUCCUCUGUGUACCGGUACACCAGGUCACAACCGAAGAUUUGUUUUAACACGUGAGUCACGCGAUCUUAUAAAGGCUCGGCUGCCAAGCAAGUUAAGACAACAGUCCGAGUACGGUAUCUACGAAUACGAAAACCACGUUAAAUAUAUUAUGAAUAUGGGUAUGCAGAUAGGAUGAUCUUAUGCCGUUUUCCUGGUAAACUAGUCAACGUUUGACAUCCUUAACCAGGAUGAUAGACGUAAAUUACAUAGCCGAUGUUUUAUAUGGAGGUGUAGACUUUUCUCUGCCCGGAAAUGGCGGAAAAGAAUGCGCGGCGUUCUUGUCUUCGAAGCAGAGAAUUGUUGAAACUGCGGUUUACGAACUCUUCACCUGCUUCGUCUUGUGGAAAAUGCUGGGCAAAGUUUCUAUUCCUGAGAAAUUGCCGGUAUACAGAGAAGGUACUGGAGUCGGCAAAAGACUGCUUUUAGUUGUGCAUUGUUUGAUUUUUGGCAUCGAAAUUGGUUUCAAGUUCGCCACGAAGCAGGUCAUAUUUCUUCUGAACCCUUGCCACGUUUUGACAGCUAUUCAGAUUUAUUUGUUAGCAGUUCCUCCAAGUAAACAUGUCUUGUGUGUUUUUAGGAUUCACAAUUAUUUGCUAUUUGGUGCUUUUCAAGCACUCCUGUUUCCAGUGGUUAAUACAAGAUUGUUGCCUUUUGAGGUUGCAGCAUACUGGAUACAGCACACCCUUAUUCUAAUUAUUGUUCCUUUUUUUCUUGUCUCAUGUCAAGGGCCAUUUACUUUAGAACCUGUUUGGGACUUCACCUGGGCAACCUUGACGUUCACUGUGUUUUCAUUCUACAUGCUACUGUUUCUUCAGCCUUUAGGAAUGCUGCUUCAUAUCAACCUCAACAACAUGGUGUGCCCAGCAGUUAGCGACCCAUUCAGUGGUCCAUACUAUCGAAUUAUUGCCUGCUGCCAUCAGCCUGUCAUGAUAUUUUUAAUAGGAAAGAUAUUUUGUUUGGUGGGGCACAAAUUUGUUGAGGCUUUGUAUGCACCACAGUCAAAGAAAACAGAAUAGCAUUAUGACAAAGCUUGGACCAAGGGAACUUGCUUAUGCACUUUUCGCAAAUUUUGUUAGAUAUUAAUUGGUAAAACAGUUUUGCUAUUUGCUGUACAUGUAAAUAAUAACAAUAAUUAUUGCUUAAAAAUGCCAAAAACCCAAACAGCUGAGGGAUAGAAACUUCGUCUAAAACCACUAACUGUGCCCUAACUAAUUAAUGCACAAUUCCCAUUUAGCUGAACACUCAAAGAUUGAAUAGCCCAGUAAGAAUCUCAGGUGGGAGGCAGGGAGUCCCAUAUAAAAAAGAUGGGGAUUCUUGUCUUGCCUUUUGGGGGUUAAAAAGUGGUUCAGUUUGCUUCCUCUUAGGAUAUUCAGCCUCACAAGGUCCAAAGCAGGAGACUUUUAGGGUACUGACCUGAAAAAAUAUGAGAGGAGAUAAUUUGUUGUUUUUAAGAAUUGGUAUCUCUUAGGGGUCAAAACAAUUUCUUGAGGCCACGCUGGCCACAAAGCAGCAUCUUGGUACCUCUUUCGGGCGAAAGAAAUGUACAAAGAUUUGUUGCAUGUGCACAGCUAUUGUUUUGCCCAUUAACCUUUUGUUUGGUAACAUUCUUGUUGCCGUUGUCAUCCCGGUUUGCUUUAGCUCCCUAUUAACUGUACAUGAGAAUUACACAGCCAGGAGCUGUUAAACCACAACUAUGCAAUGAGCUAGAAAUAAUGUUAUACUUCUUGUGAAAGUAUCAGUUGCAAUUAUGUUUGCUCAAGUAAGUUUAAUGGAUUUUUUCUAGGUUAACCAAUCAGCUAUUAUUUAAUAAUAAUUAUUAAAUAGUGAAUUGACUCCUGUUCAAAAGAAAAACAAACUUGGUACAAACAUGGUACAAACAUAACUGAGUUUACAUCAUUUAUUUUUAAUAUACUUUUAAAAAGUAUUUAAUUUACUUGUAAAAUUCAAUUGAUUUUAAGUUAUUAGAAUCCUUUUUUUGAGGUAGUCUUCAUACAGACAAUGUUGGCCUUUGUCGCAAAUUGAUCCGUGUGUGAAUCAAAUUCUGAAGCCAAGCAAGGUGCAAGUAUCAUAAUCUAUCCAAGCGACUGUUGAAUCUUCAUAAUAGAGCAUGUUUUCUGUUUCAGAAAUUUUGAAUGAAGAUCUUAUCGUUUUGCUAAUCUUCAGAAAUCUUUUGUUUGCCUAUUUUAGGGAGGGGGGCUGGUAAAUAUAAUACUUUGUGAGAUGUUAGAUGUAAGAUCGGACCAAAAUUUUGCAAGACAUAUUUUCUGAAGUACUGUUUGCCACUCCUUGUAAUUGUUUAUAGUAGCCACUCAGCUGUGUUCUAUUGAAAGUCCAUGAAUCUGAUUGGUUUUCUAAUUGUAUUCUAUUUAACAAUUAGA
Molecule: messenger RNA, 3115 nt
Organism: Orbicella faveolata
Lineage: Eukaryota; Metazoa; Cnidaria; Anthozoa; Scleractinia; Merulinidae
Product: transmembrane protein 164-like
Source: RefSeq, a predicted model, not a curated record